This is a messenger RNA of Daphnia magna, 1732 nucleotides long. RefSeq lists its product as uncharacterized. The transcript is spliced from 8 exons. The record is from RefSeq and is a predicted model, not a curated record. Bases 1 to 525 code for a protein of 174 amino acids. Lineage: Eukaryota; Metazoa; Arthropoda; Branchiopoda; Diplostraca; Daphniidae.
AUGUCGAUGAUCAGGGCAUUUCGUGAACAAGAAGGGUCGCACGACGUGCCGUAUAAUCCUUGGAUUCCUGCUACCGUGAACGGAUUAGCUAUUUGCCUUUACAUUGUGCUACUAUCAGUCCUUGUCAUUUGGUCUAUCCGGGCGUUUUCAAAAAACAUGGCGCUUGUAUGUUGCUCCAUCACCCUUGUUGGAUACACACUGUUUGACCUCGGGGUUAUAUUUUACUACCCUCUUCACCUUGUGGCUAAAUGUAGCUUUUCAGAUUUCCAUGGAAUCAUGCGCAACUGCCGUGCUGAAUUCAACGAUGUCUUGAUGGUAAUUCGACGAGGGAGUACACCAAUUACGCUGACCAUACUGGGUGUUCUUCACGGCUUGGUAAUUGCCUUUUCAUUGGCAAGCACUAUUGCUAUUCUUAUGAAAAGGAAGAAGGUAAAAUAUGAAGUUAGCGGCCGCGGAAAUGGAUAUGCAGCCAGAAUUACAUCUGAAGAAAGUUACACAGAUUUAAUAAAUACAGAAUUAGAAUAGAAAUAUUUGCAAUCACAUUAGUGCAGUUAUUGGCUCACCGCUCAACAAGCAAACAAACCCGUAGACGAUCUGCAUUAAUAUGUAUCUCCACAAUUCACAUUAUUACCUGAUUAUACGGUCCAGUUUCCCUUUUAAAGUAUGCGGCAUCACGACAGUGUAGGAAUCGUUCUGUCUAGAUAAUAUAAUACACGUGCCGAACUCGAGUCGAAAGUAAGCAUUUGGCCAAAACAGUAGUGUCUAAUGAUUUAUGUACUCGGUUACGUUUUAAAAAAUCACGAGGUUUAGCCACCUCGCGACUAGCUCGCACAGGAUACUCUCUUACCAAAAGGCAUAACCUAAAAUAAUGCUGUGGUGAAAAUUUUCGUUAACCAAAAACCAUAUCAAAGCGGAUGCUGAGGUCCACAACGCCGCCUCGCUUCCCUGGAAAAAUUUAAGAUUUAAAAGAAAAUCCAAGAAAAAGGAUCAGAUCGUUGUUUGAAAACUAGUGUUUCUCUAAAUUCGUUCCAUGGCGUACGAUUGUUGUGUAGCACCAGGCUCGUCUCAGGCAAGAUUUUUAAGAGCUGGAUUCCGCACUACAGCAAUCAUUGGAUUGCUUAUAGGAAUCAUCACAGUCUUUUGGCAGAUUCGAUCCCACGCCGACAUGAGCCAAUUUGACCUUAACUGGAGUUUCGAACUUGAAAUCUGUUUUGGCAUAUAUGGUUUUUUUCUGGCUAGUACUAGCUACUAUCUUGGGGAAAUUCACGCCAGCUCUUGGGCGAAAUUUCAUAUCGUUGUCUCAGCUAUUGGAAUUGUCCUAGAUCUGGUUCUUUUCGGGCAUCAUGCAACUUCAGUAAUUAAAAUUGAUAGGCAUUUGGCAGGCGGUUAUUCCAACAUUGGCAACGAUCACUUCAUGAUUUCUAUUGCAACAAUUCAAGCAGCCAACAAUUCGUUUGCGAUAUUUCUUUGCCGGAAACUCCUUGGACAUAAAAAUGGAGUUUCCGAUUCGCACCCCUUACGGGAAACUACGCCAGAGCCUAACGAUGGCGAGGAAACGAGUACUUUGUUGCUAAAAAAACCGGAGCCGAAACAUUCUGCUAUCUAAUUGGUUUUCUUCGAACAUUUGCGUUGUGCACUGUAAGUAUCAAAAUCGCAUUAUUACGGCAGACAUUUGUGAAAAAUGUCUGUAUUUUUUUACGGGAUGAAAUAUCAAUACAAGAAAAUGUGAAUG